Messenger RNA from Bursaphelenchus xylophilus (pine wood nematode), 450 nucleotides. NCBI's taxonomy places the organism in Eukaryota, Metazoa, Nematoda, Chromadorea, Rhabditida, Aphelenchoididae. The record is from the annotation of a GenBank genome assembly.
AUGGUAAGAGUAGUGUAACAGGUUACAAAAGAAGGUCAUAUUAGAGUUCAUUGAACUCUGUUACCAUCAGAAUUGUAGGUCAAAGUAUUGGAGAAAAAGAUAGCAAUGCAAACAAUCCCUGAGGCACUGUUACGGUUAAUGGCAACCAAAUUUGGAUUUAAUAUGGACACAGUGAAUGGGAAUCGGAAAACAUUCAAACUUCAUAUCAACGACGAUGAAGCCACCAAUAGAUUGUGUAAGUGAACAUACAAACUCAACGAACUAAAAAGUUUUUUAUAUGGUUUGGGCCUAGUUUAACCUCAACCAGCUUAUAUUUUAGCCCAAACUUGUGACGACAAGUUCCUGAAGCCGGAAGAUGUCUUCGCUGAAGCCACAAACGAAGAGAAUUACGCGACGAUAGCCUCGGGAGUGAACGAAAAUGUAUUCGAAGCGAAGGAAAACGAUAAAUAA